UUGUCACAUGAUACAGCAUGUUGAUUUUUUCUGACAUUCUUCUCGCAUGCAACACAUCGAAAGGCCAUUGUGAAUAAUUGUGAUCUGACAUCACCAGGUUAGGCCUCUUAAAUCAAAGUCGGGGAGUAAACUGGAGUAGGGGGCUAAUUUCUAAGGCACGAUGCAGCAGCAGCCACCGCCCUACCAAGGCCCGGGGGCGGUCCCCCAGCAGCAACCCUACCCAGGCCCGGGGGCGGUCCCCCAGCAGCCUUAUUACCCCCCUCCCAUGAUGCCGAUGCAGCAGCAGCAGCAAUCGACCAACGUCGUUGUCGUCAAUGCCGGUGCAGCUGCCCCAGCAACUACCGUCGUGGUUCACAAGAGAGGAGUGAAUCAUUGCCUGCAUUUUUGCAUCACGCUGUUCUUCUUCCCGUGGGUGAUCGUGUGGAUCAUUCUGUGUAUCACUGACGACUCGUAGAUGUACCAGACAACCUGCAGUCACCUGUGAUCGCUUUCAAGUGUGCUAACUUCGUUUGAAUCUAAAUACUUUCUAUAGUUUUAGUGCUAUAUAAUUUAUAAAGCAUGUUUGGUAAAUGUAUAAUCCCGACAAAUUCCGAUUUUUUAUAUUAACACCCCUGUUAUGAUUAUUCGUGCCUUAACUGUGCCUUUGGCUAACUCACUUGCGGUUCGAAAUGGUUUCCCAGCAGUCCGAGAUAUUUAAAGAAAAAAUGUCUAAGUGGGUUUUGAAUCUCUUGUGAAUAUUUUUUCUGGCGAUGGAAAAGAUCGUUGAUUAGCAGACCCAUGAGCUUCCCUUUGUACAUACGCGUACACAAUCUGUCGUUGAUGAAAGUAACCUGAAUUAAUUUGUUUUAUAUUUUGCUAUUUACAUUUUGACAACGACCCGUGAAGAUCCGGAAUGCCGUAAAAGGCGACUAUGCUUGUCGUAAGAGGCGACUAACGGGAUGGGAUGGUCAGGCUCGCUGGCUUGGUCGAUGCAUGUCAUCGUAUCCCAACUGCAUGGAUCGAUGCUCAUGAUGUCAAUCACUGGAUUGUCUGGAUUUACAGACCACCUUCAUAUAGCUGGAAUAUUGCGGCGUUAAACAACAAACACCAACAACAAAGAUCGAACAUUUACACAUGCACCAAUGCAAAUAACACAUCAGACGCACCAGUUAUUGUUUAUGUCAACGGGACGGCAGUGUUGACUUCAUGCGAAUCUUACAACGUCAUAGCUGAAGAUUGAAGUGUUGACGUUAUUUGACAUUUGUGGUGUCAUAAGACGUCGGUCGUAAUCAGUGCAUAGUUGUCUGAGUUCAAAAGGGUUAAGAAAUAAUGGUAAAUAAAGAAGCUUUUAUACUUG
Molecule: messenger RNA, 1336 nt
Organism: Haliotis rufescens (red abalone)
Lineage: Eukaryota; Metazoa; Mollusca; Gastropoda; Lepetellida; Haliotidae
Exons: 5
Coding region: 161-454 (97 amino acids)
Source: RefSeq, a predicted model, not a curated record